AUGGACGCGGCGUCGUCCGCAGAGCUGCGUCCGCCGGGCACGUUGGGGCCGCUGGCUGCCCUCUGCCUGGUGAAUCUCUUCUUUUCUGGGAAAAUUGAAAGUGCCGUACCUUCAUUAGCUUGUAGUGGAAAACCGGAACAGCACACUGAGCGACGUGGAGUCAUCUACAGCCCUUCCUGGCCAUUAAACUAUCCUCCAAACGUUAACUGCAGCUGGUACAUUCAAGGCGAUCGGGGUGAUGUGAUCACUAUUAGUUUUAAGAACUUUGAUUUGGAGGACUCCCCAAAAUGUUCAGUAGACUGGCUAAUGAUUGGCCCAUCUUCCAAGCGGGAGGAAUACCGAGUGUGUGGAUCCUUCAUCCCUCCUUCUUUCAUCUCUGCCAGGGAUCACGUCUGGAUAGUUUUCCAUGCAGAUCCGUCAAGUUCAGGGCAGGCGCAGGGAUUCCGCCUUUCUUACAUCCGAGGAAAAAUCGGCCAAGCCAAUUGCCAGUCUGAUGAAUUCCGUUGUCUGAAUGGCAAAUGCAUCCCCAGCUCUUGGAAGUGCAAUUCAGUGGACGAAUGUAGUGAUAAUUCAGAUGAGAAAAACUGCACCGUUCCCCCAACCGAGCCCCAGUCCAGCAUCUGUCCGGCGGGAACGUUCCAGUGUAGCAUAGCCCAUUCCACCAAGUGCUUGUUAAACGAGCUGAAAUGCAACACGGUGAAAGACUGCAGCGAUGGCUCCGACGAAGAAAACUGCCCCGACCUUUCAUGCGGCAAAAGGCUGAGCAACUUCUAUGGGUCUUUCGCUUCGCCGGACUUGUUCCGCUCGGAUCACAGCCGGGCGGACCUCCGCUGCACUUGGUACGUGGACACCCAAGACAACCGCCACGUCCUCCUUCAGCUCGAUCUGCAACUGGGGUACAACGACUACGUGAAGGUGUACGACGGGCUGGGGGAGAGAGGCGACAAACUGAUGCAGACCCUUUCGUAUCACAACAACAGGCACUCUGUGAGCUUGGAGUCUUCCAAGGGGCAGCUGACUGUAGCAUACCACGCCCGCUCGAAGAGCACCGGCCAUGGUUUCAACGCAACCUAUCAGGUGAAAGGCUACUGCCUGCCUUGGGAGCAUCCCUGUGGCAACGACGAGGAGUGCUACUCCGACAAACAACACUGCGACGGCUGGUGGCAUUGCCCCAAUGGCAAAGACGAAGAGAACUGCCCUGCCUGCCAGAAGAACGAAUACCCGUGCGAGGGCAACAGCGGGCUGUGCUAUUCGUUGCUCGACCGGUGCAACAACCAAAAGAACUGUCCCGACGGCUCGGACGAGAAGAACUGCUUCACCUGCCAGCCGGGCAACUUCCAUUGCGGCACCAACCUGUGCAUCUUCGAGACGUGGCGCUGCGAUGGCCAAGAGGAUUGCCAGGACGGGAGCGACGAGCACAACUGCCUGGUGAUCGUGCCCAGGAAGGUCAUCACGGCGGCUCUCAUUGGGAGCCUGGUGUGCGGGUUGCUCUUAGUGAUCGCUUUGGGAUGUGCCUUUAAGCUGUACUCCUUACGGACCAGGGAAUACAGGGCAUUUGAAACCCAGAUGACCCGUCUGGAGGCGGAGUUUGUGAGACGUGAAGCUCCACCUUCCUAUGGGCAACUGAUUGCUCAGGGACUUAUUCCGCCAGUGGAAGACUUCCCCGUUUACAAUGCAUCACAAGCCUCCGUCCUGCAGAACAUCCGAACGGCAAUGAGGAGGCAGAUGAGGCGCCACUCGUCCAGACGUAACUCCUCCCGCCGGCGCUUGGGCCGGCUGUGGAACAGAUUCUUUCACAGGCCACGGGCAAGAGGUCAGAUCCCCCUAUUGAACCCCACUCACACCUCGCAGACGGUGCUGGGGGACGGGAUCAUCAACCGCACAGACGGGGCGGCCACACAGAGCCUCCCCCCUUCUCCUGAAGGAGCUAACGUCGAAACAGAGAACUGCAGCCCGGAUCGGGAACCCCAGGAAUCCGAAAGCAGCAAUGUGCAGCUAGGGACAGAAGCUGCGGAGUUGCUGCCCUUGGGUGUUUCGUCGGACGUUUGCACGGCUGCCUCGGCAGACUCGGAGAACAGGCACGGCAACAAGCCCGCAGGUGCCGACGCUACCUCCAGUGGUGAGGCUAGACAAACCAGCAAGGUCGAUUCAGGGAAAACAUUUAGAGACCCUUUGUCAGAAAGGGUUACGGAAAUACACCCGCGUGGGAGGUCGGUACCCAGAAGGACAAUUGCAGAGAACCGAAGUUCGAACAGGAGUAGUUUGCUGAGUGAAGAGCCUUGUAGGCUGCCCUUUAAAAAGUGGGAGUCUAUGUACUCUGACAGCCCGACGAAUGUUCCCAUCCAGCUGGAGGGCCAACACCGCUGUUGUAUGCAUUCAUAUCACGAAGAACCGUUGGGCAUUCACCCAGCUUGUUGCCAUUCCAUGGAAGUGCCAAUACUAGAAUCCCCUCCCCCGCUCUCCGAAAUCAGCCCCAGCGAUGAUGAGUCUUUACUGGUUUGCUGAUGGGACUGUGCUGGACUCUUGAUGGGCUUUUGUGACCUUUUUCAAUUAUGUUGUGAUGCACACCAUUCA
Euleptes europaea (tarantolino) is the source of this 2574-nucleotide messenger RNA. RefSeq names its product LDL receptor related protein 3 (gene LRP3). The transcript is spliced from 7 exons. The coding region runs from base 1 to 2505 and encodes 834 amino acids. Gene Ontology annotation, molecular function: protein binding. The record is from RefSeq and is a predicted model, not a curated record. Lineage: Eukaryota; Metazoa; Chordata; Lepidosauria; Squamata; Sphaerodactylidae. Gene Ontology annotation, cellular component: plasma membrane.